GUUUUAGGGUUUCAUUGUUUUUGAUGAACCAUUUGUAGCUGCUUUUAUAUCUCCGCCGAUUCCGACGACAAUGGUUGCCGCCAAGAAGACCAAGAAGACCCAUGAGAGCAUUAACAACAGAUUGGCUCUCGUUAUGAAGAGUGGGAAAUACACUUUAGGUUACAAAACUGUUCUUAAAUCUCUCAGAAAUUCCAAAGGUAAGUUGAUUAUCAUUGCCAACAACUGCCCUCCUCUUAGGAAGUCAGAGAUUGAAUAUUAUGCCAUGUUGUGCAAGGUUGGAGUUCACCACUACAAUGGAAACAAUGUAGACUUGGGCACUGCCUGUGGCAAAUAUUUCAGAGUGUGCUGCCUCAGCAUCAUCGACCCCGGUGAUUCUGAUAUUAUUAAGAGCAUGCCCGGAGAUCAUUAAGCUACUGAGGAUGAUUGUCCUGAUUUAGUUUAUAUCUUUCUGAACCUUUUUUUUAUGGUCUAUUCGGAUCUUUGAUGUGGAAUGGUGUGAUGGUAUCGACUAGUGUUUUGUGAGUGAGUUUUUUAUGUUAAGAUCAUCGUGGAA
Hibiscus syriacus is the source of this 553-nucleotide messenger RNA. Its product is annotated as 60S ribosomal protein L30-like. The coding region runs from base 71 to 409 and encodes 112 amino acids. Lineage: Eukaryota; Viridiplantae; Streptophyta; Magnoliopsida; Malvales; Malvaceae. The record is from RefSeq and is a predicted model, not a curated record. Gene Ontology annotation, cellular component: cytosolic large ribosomal subunit. The transcript has 5 exons. Gene Ontology annotation, molecular function: structural constituent of ribosome; RNA binding.